AUGGCGGAUGAAUUAGACUACUUGCAGGCGGAUUUCGACCUAAAUUCCCUUACAGUUCCUCGCCUACGCUCAAUCCUCGUCAAUCAUGAUGUGCCCUAUCCUGCCUCCGCAAAGAAAGCGCAACUGAUCCAAAUCCUAGAGGAUGAAGUCCUUCCGCGAGCCAGAAAGCUGCUCAGGGAUCGUGAGCGAGUGAGAAGGACAAGUGCGGGUAUUACAGACAUGGGUAGUCGGGCUUCAUCGGUUGCCAGUGAAAGAGAUGAUCGUGACUCGAUGCCUCCUCCCCCAACACCGUCGACUGUUGGUUCCACAAGACGAGGCGCGUCGCGACGCAGUGUUCGUGCAUCAACUGCGGAUACAGACGAGAACCUCGCUCCGUCUACUCCUCUCGCAAAAACUAAGAGAGCAAGUGUAGCGCGUUCUGUAGGCAAGCACCCUCGUGCUUCCGAUACAGAGACCGGUGAUGACCUGAUGGCGACUCCAGUAGCCGCCGUUGGUGCUUCGCCCCGCAAGUCUACCGCCCGGAAGCUACGCCGUAGUGAGGUCCUCCCUUCAACAGAGCCCGAAGAAUUUACACCUACCGUCAAAACCGAGUCGAACAACGAUAGCGGCUUUACAGACGAUAACCCAUUCCAGAGUGGCAGCCCGUCUGAUAUCCUACGAAGCAGGACAUCAAGCCACGAUGGCAAGCGUCGGAGCAGUGGACGCCUAUCAACUGAAAGUCCGAUAAAGAGUGGACUGCGGUCACGGAAGUCUGCUACUCCUGCUAGCAUCAAACAGGAGGAUGGCAUCAUGGCCCCCGCGAGGGAAUCUUUCGACUUUACACCCCGAUUGAGACCCACAAAGGAGGAAUCUGAAGAAUCUGAAGAGCAAUCCGAUGAAGAGAGCGAGUUUGGCGCCGGAGAAGAGUUCACACCCGAGGAGCAGCUUGCUCUUGAAACCCAGCAAUACGCACCACUCACCCAGGUCCGAAAACGCCCUACCAAGCAAGGCUCUUCAAGCGUAGUAGCUUCCUGGCUGGUGAUUCUUGCAGUGCUUGGUGGCUUCGGUGCUUGGUGGCGCAAGGAAAAGAUUGAAAUUGGAUACUGUGGUCUUGGAAAGCCUACUUGGUCGUUGGCUGAGACUAAUGUCCCCGAAUGGGCCAAUGUCUUGGAGCCACGCUGUGAGCCAUGUCCUCCCCAUGCUUUUUGUUACCCGGAGUUCGAGGCACGCUGUGAACAUGAUUUCAUUCUCAAGUCUCAUCCUCUCUCUUUGAAUGGGCUUGUUCCUCUACCUCCAACAUGUGAAGCCGAUAGUGAGAAGGCACGUCGUGUUAAGGCUGUCGCAGAUAAGGCUGUAGAAGAGCUACGAGAUCGCAGAGCCAAGUGGGAAUGCGGUCAAUUGAAUGAAGAAGGCAAAGAGCCAUCUCCUGAGAUCAGUGAACCGGAGCUCAAGGAAGAGGUUGCAAAGAAGCGCCGCAAGGGUCUUAGUGAUAUGGAGUUCGAUGACCUCUGGAAAGGAGCUAUUGGAGAAAUCAUUGGUAAAGAUGAAGUUGUGACCAACACCAAGCAACCUUCCGCCGUCCUCAUCCUCACAUCAACAUCCACAGCACGACUCCCCUUCACAUGCGCGGCCCGCCGCUACGUUCGACUCGCUCUCCUCGCGUAUAGACUCCCUCUUUCACUUCUAAUUCUAAGCAUUGGUGGUCUCAUAUAUGCUCGCGCUCGGGUUCUCGCCCGGCGAUCAGAUAUUGCGCGUGUGCCUGAACUAGUUGCUAUUACUUUGGACCGUUUGGCCACACAAGCUGCUCUCCAUGCCGGUAACAAAGCCGGAGAGCCUUACAUCUCCAUAGGGCAGCUGCGCGAUGACGUCCUUCGAUUCGAGCUACAGGGCAAGCGGCGCGAAGAAUUGUGGCGUCGAGUCGGCCGAAUUGUCGAAGGCAACGCUAAUGUACGUUCCGCUAUUCGUGAAGGCCGCAGUGGUGAUGUCGCCCGCAGCUGGGAGUGGGUUGGCGGUAUCGGAAGCGUUGGUCCUAGCGGCGGCAACAGCGGCGAAAUCGAAGACAGUGCUCGUCGACGAAGUGGUCGAGUAUCCCUGUCUUCUCCGCUCAGCCGGAACGCCGAUGAUCACGUGGCUGAUAACGGCGGCAAGGACGACCUGGCUACUAGUCCUAGACAAGCCCGCCGUUGGGAUGAGGGCCGUCCGAUCUACUAA
Molecule: messenger RNA, 2190 nt
Organism: Penicillium malachiteum
Lineage: Eukaryota; Fungi; Ascomycota; Eurotiomycetes; Eurotiales; Aspergillaceae
Product: putative sister chromatid separation protein (Src1)
Exons: 2
Coding region: 1-2190 (729 amino acids)
Cellular component (GO): nuclear inner membrane
Molecular function (GO): chromatin binding
Source: RefSeq, a predicted model, not a curated record